UUAAAAGUCAACAAGUCAUGCUAUGAAACGCGUGUCCGAAUAUAAACUUUUUUUUUCUCUCUGAACAAAAUGAUACCAAAUACACCCAUGAAGCGAAAGUCAAGUACACAUGCCUUGUCCCCACCUCCUUCGAAAAGAUCGCCUAUGCAUUCAUUUUCUCCUCCUUAUAUGGCCACAAGUCCACCUCACUCUCAACCACAAUAUGGUCGCCCUUUAACCACAGCAGCAGCAGCAGCAGCAGCUAUCAAACGAAGCAACAAUCCGACCAACCUGCCACCCCAACAGCCCACUUACAGCAGAAGGCAAAGCAAUAGCACUGCUCCUCCUUCCCGUCAAGGAUCUGUCGAGACAGAUCGUGAAGGCAGUACGAUGAUAGAUGACGAACCCAACAAAUCAGAAGAGAAAGAUGCAAAGGAUACAGCCAAAGACGCAGAAGCAGAAGCAGAAGAUGAUGAAAAAGAAGAUCUAAUUGUAGAUAUGGAUGCGCAUAUGGCAUUACAAAUGGAAAAGGCAAAAGAAGAUAUGAAGACACUAUUGGAAAACUUCUCAGAGGAUCAACUUCAACGGUAUGAAGGAUACCGUCGAUCUGCUUUAAAUCGAACCAAUGUGAAGAGAUUGGUCAGUCAGGUACUAAACCAGCAAUGCUCCCAAACAAUGGCAUUUGUUGUUGCAGGUUUCUCCAAAGUGUAUGUAGGUGAAAUUGUUGAAAAAGCCAAAGAAAUCAUGGAGGAAUGGGGUGAUGAUGGGGCUAUUCGACCAGAACAUUUGCGUGAAGCACACCGAAGAUAUAACAAAAAUCGAGUCACUUGCUCUUCUUUAGGAAGAAAACUGUAAUAUGAUGUGUGUCACAAAAAAGAGAGGUCUAUAAAAGGAGAUUUACAAACAACGGUUUGCUUUGGUAUUGUUGUUGUUGUUCGUUUGCUAUUUUGGCCAUUAUUUAAGGUUUUCUUUUCUUCUUCUUUAUUUCUUUUUCUUUUAUUCUGAGC
Gilbertella persicaria is the source of this 986-nucleotide messenger RNA. RefSeq names its product hTAFII28-like protein conserved region-domain-containing protein. Gene Ontology annotation, biological process: RNA polymerase II preinitiation complex assembly; transcription initiation at RNA polymerase II promoter. The record is from RefSeq and is a predicted model, not a curated record. NCBI's taxonomy places the organism in Eukaryota, Fungi, Mucoromycota, Mucoromycetes, Mucorales, Choanephoraceae. Gene Ontology annotation, cellular component: transcription factor TFIID complex; nucleus. The coding region runs from base 70 to 834 and encodes 254 amino acids. The transcript is spliced from 3 exons. Gene Ontology annotation, molecular function: transcription coactivator activity; protein heterodimerization activity.